Aspergillus mulundensis is the source of this 939-nucleotide messenger RNA. Its product is annotated as putative mitochondrial ADP,ATP carrier protein (Ant). Gene Ontology annotation, biological process: mitochondrial ATP transmembrane transport; mitochondrial ADP transmembrane transport. Gene Ontology annotation, molecular function: ATP:ADP antiporter activity. The transcript has 4 exons. Gene Ontology annotation, cellular component: mitochondrial inner membrane. NCBI's taxonomy places the organism in Eukaryota, Fungi, Ascomycota, Eurotiomycetes, Eurotiales, Aspergillaceae. The coding region runs from base 1 to 939 and encodes 312 amino acids. The record is from RefSeq and is a predicted model, not a curated record.
AUGGCCAGCCAAAGUGAUAAGUCCGUUCUCGGCAUGCCCGGGUUCGUCGUCGACUUCCUCAUGGGUGGUGUUUCCGCUGCCGUCUCCAAGACUGCUGCCGCCCCCAUCGAGCGUGUCAAGCUCCUCAUCCAGACCCAGGAUGAGAUGCUCCGCUCCGGUCGUCUCGACCGCAAGUACAACGGUCUUAUGGACUGCUUCAAGCGCACCACCGCUGCUGAGGGUGUUGUCUCUCUCUGGCGUGGUAACACUGCCAACGUCAUCCGUUACUUCCCUACCCAGGCUCUGAACUUUGCCUUCCGUGACACCUACAAGUCCAUGUUCGCCUACAAGAAGGACCGUGACGGAUACGCCAAGUGGAUGGUUGGCAACCUUGCCUCCGGUGGUAUGGCUGGUGCCACUUCUCUCCUCUUCGUCUACUCCCUCGACUACGCCCGUACCCGUCUUGCCAACGACGCCAAGUCCACCAAGGCUGGUGGUGGUGAUCGUCAGUUCAACGGUCUCAUUGACGUCUACAAGAAGACUCUCGCCUCCGACGGUAUUGCCGGUCUCUACCGUGGUUUCGGUCCCUCCGUUCUUGGUAUCGUUGUCUACCGUGGUCUGUACUUCGGAAUGUACGACUCUCUUAAGCCUGUCGUCCUCACUGGUUCUCUUGAGGGCUCUUUCCUCGUCUCUUUCGGUCUCGGCUGGGCUGUCACCACUGGUGCUGGUAUUGCUUCUUACCCUCUUGACACUGUCCGUCGUCGUAUGAUGAUGACCUCCGGUGAGGCCGUCAAGUACAGCUCUUCCUUCGACGCUUUCCGCCAGAUCAUCGCUCGUGAGGGUGUCAAGUCCCUCUUCAAGGGUGCCGGUGCCAACAUCCUCCGUGGUGUUGCCGGUGCUGGUGUCCUGUCCAUCUACGACCAGGUCCAGCUCAUCCUCUUCGGCAAGAAGUUCAAAUAA